GCCCAACUCGGGCAAACACACAUUCGCAAGACUCGCCAAGCGCUACUUUGCCGCUGUCCCGAAAUCCUCCGUCUCCUUCCUUGCCAUCGCGGCCUUCGCCUCGCAUCCUCCCCGAAUCCAACCUUCACUCCCUCGAUCUCCCCCCUCGGCAUGGCGUCCGAUAAAGAGCGCAUAGCCGCCCUCUUCUCCAUGUACAACGACGACGAGGAAGAGGAGGAUGACGCCGACGAGCCCAACCCCCCUUCCCCCGCGCCGCCCGCCGCCGCCGCGGCCCCCGCCGUCACCUCCUCGUCGCCGCUGCCCUCUCAAGCCGGGGGUGAGGACCCCAACCCUUCCCUGGCGCCUCUGUCGCCUCCCUUGCCCGAGGAGUCGGCCGGCCGCAAAACCCUAGCGAGCCCCCACCCGUCCCCGGCGCGGGGGCAGCUUCCGCCGCUGCCCUCGCGGCGCUCUUCGUCGCCCUUUGCUGUCUCGCCCCCCUCCCCGCUGCGGGGCCCAUCCUCCGCCCCGCCGCCCGACCUGCCGCGCCCGCCGCGGCGCGGGGCGCUUGCAAUCGUGGACUAUGGGCACGACGAGAUGGCCAUGUCGCCCGAGCAGGAGGAUGGGGAGAUCAUGAGCGGCGUGCACAGAUUUGGCUCAGAUGCUCAGUCUGCUGAGGGGAAUCUUGAAGAACGGACUCUCUCAGGUAUGGUUCAUAUUAUGCCCUCAAAUACCGAAGCAGAAAUGCCUCAGCAUCCUGAUGCGCCUGAGCAGAACCAAGUAGGGACAGACAUGGAUGUGGAUGUAACUAGACCAGAAAUUGAAGAUGCCCAGGUGGAGGAAACUACUGAUGUUUCAACUAAUGGUGAAAAUGAUGAUCCAUUGAGUCGUUUCCUUCCUCCACCCGCGACUGCAAAGUGCUCUGCAGCAUUACAGCAAAAAAUUAACAGGUUCCUUGUGUACAAAAGAGCCGGAAAGAGUUUUAAUGCUGAAGUGCGCAACAGGAAGGAUUACAGAAAUCCUGACUUCUUGCAGCAUGCUGUGCGGUAUCAAGAAAUCGAUCAGAUAGGGACCUGUUUCAGUAAGGAUGUUUUUGAUCCUUACGGGUAUGACAAAGCCGACUACUAUGAUGAGAUAGAAGCUGACAUGAAGCGAGAACUUGAGAGGAAGGAACAGGAGAGGAAAAAAAGCCCAAAAGUUGAAUUUAUUGCUGCAGGAGUGCAACCUCCGAUUACUGCAUCAAUACCGAAGAUUCCAGCUGGUGUUGCUACGCUUCCGGUACCUGCAGAAGGUGUAAAAAAAGAGAGUAGGCCAAACAAGAAGUCAAAAUGGGAUAAGGUUGAUGGGGAUGUUAAGAACCUUGCUAUUCCUAGUGGACACGACCAUUUAUCAGCAACAGUUUCUGCGGCACUUUUGCCUUCUGCCAAUGUUGGUGCUGGAUAUGCUGCUUUUGCGCAACAAAAGAGAAAAGAGGCUGAAGAGAAGAGAAGUGAUUAUAAGUAGACAGAAGAUGUUAGUGCUGCAAUUUUUUCUCUUCGUUUUCAUUUUGAACCAUCAUGUACCAUUGAGAGUUUUACAGUGACAUAGUUUUGUAAUGUGGAAAAGAAAAAAAAUAUCGAAAUCAAUCCGAGUGAUUCUAGGGGUUAGUUUGGCAAGGUUUUUACCGGCUCCGGCUCCAACUGGCAAUUUAAGCAACACUAUUCACUGAAGC
This is a messenger RNA of Setaria italica (foxtail millet), 1687 nucleotides long. Its product is annotated as SAP30-binding protein. NCBI's taxonomy places the organism in Eukaryota, Viridiplantae, Streptophyta, Magnoliopsida, Poales, Poaceae. The record is from RefSeq and is a predicted model, not a curated record. The transcript has 8 exons. Gene Ontology annotation, biological process: regulation of DNA-templated transcription. Gene Ontology annotation, cellular component: nucleus. The coding region runs from base 151 to 1479 and encodes 442 amino acids.